This is a messenger RNA of Somion occarium, 507 nucleotides long. The record is from the annotation of a GenBank genome assembly. Lineage: Eukaryota; Fungi; Basidiomycota; Agaricomycetes; Polyporales; Cerrenaceae.
AAUCACUCCUUGCACCUUCCUCAAUAUGGCUACUCAACAAUCACAGAGCAUACAGACUCUUCUCGAGGCAGAGAAGGAGGCCGCAAAGGUCGUCCAGCAAGCUCGCCAAUAUCGAGUACAACGGCUAAAAGAGGCUCGUACGCAGGCUAGCAAAGAGAUUAACGAGUAUAGACAAUCUAAGGAACAGGAGUUCAAGGCAUUUGAGGCCUCGCAUGCGGGGAGCAUUCAAACUGUCCAAGCUGCUAUCGACAAGGAGACCGAAGUGAAACGUGCUGAGAUCACGAAGCAAUAUCAACAGAACAAGGAUAAGGUCGUCAAGAAACUUCUUGACAGGGUUGUCCUCGUCGAGCCUGAACUUCAUCGUAACCUCAAGAAGGUCGGGGCGUAGCUGGUUGACUGUAGCUCAAUAACUCCGCUAGACUAGGUACUCUAUCACUCUCUCGGACGUUCUUACUGCAGUACGCCAUGUAUAUCAGAUACAAUAAUCAAGAGAACUCAUACCCAUGG